AUGUUGGUGCACAGGAACAAAGACUGGAGAGAUUUUGACGGACCUGACUUCCCGCCGCAGGAGCGGGAGGAGCUUCAUUUCGACGGCGAAGCGAGGCUGGACUUGUACGAGACGGCGGCGUUCAAGGUUUUCAAGCUGAAUCAGGAUGCGCAUGAUUGGGAAAGAGUGGACAGCGUAGGGGAUUACGCAUUGUUCGUCGGAAUCAAUCGAGCGAGUUUUGUUUCAAUGGAGGAGUACCCUGGAUGUAGAACCAACUGCAUCUAUUUCACGGAUGAUUAUAGGGAAGGUCACGAGGCUCACUGCCAUGGCGGCUACGAUAUCGGCGUGUACGACGUGGGAAAGGGAAGUGUCGAGCCGUUUUCUUGUCGGGGUUUGUAUGAUCCUGUUCUGAUUUGGCCGCCGCCGGUGUGGGUGUUUCCAUCGAAAUGA
Linum tenue is the source of this 429-nucleotide messenger RNA. NCBI's taxonomy places the organism in Eukaryota, Viridiplantae, Streptophyta, Magnoliopsida, Malpighiales, Linaceae. The record is from the annotation of a GenBank genome assembly.